UUCUUGUAAUGUAUUUGUACUGAACUGACUGAUACAACAGCCAGGAAAUUAGCUGAGGAUGGGCAUUCAUGACAAUUGCCAACCAGGGGUGGACUGACAACUCAAGGUGCCCCCGGGCAAUAGGGGUUCAUGGGGCCCCUGUGUCCUUGCCCAAACUCAAAAAAGCCUAUGAAAAAGGUACCAGGGGCAUCUCAUGGGGCCCCCUACUGACCCCAGGCCCUCGGGCAGUGCCCAAGUUUCCAAAUGGUCAGUCUGCCCCU
Molecule: messenger RNA, 260 nt
Organism: Staurois parvus
Lineage: Eukaryota; Metazoa; Chordata; Amphibia; Anura; Ranidae
Source: the annotation of a GenBank genome assembly